AUGGAGCUCUUUUUGCAUCGUAUUAGGUUUCCGAUAUUAGAAUACUGGGCACCGCAGCAGGUAUUCUGCUUAUCGCCUGUCUUUGAUGUGACUCCACUGCAAAAUGGACUCGAUGACGUAAAUGGUAUAAAAAUUAUACCUUACAUUCUCCUUGACGACAUCAAGAUAUUCCCACGAAUCGACUGUUGCGAACUCGCACUCCAUUCGAAUAACCGUCUACCUCUUUUCGGAUCCGACGUAUACGACCUUGGUGAAUGGUCAAAAAUUAACAUACGACGCGACGUGCGUUUGAUCUCCGUCUCCUCGUUUCCAAAAACGGUCGAAUCUUAA
This is a messenger RNA of Trachymyrmex cornetzi, 330 nucleotides long. RefSeq lists its product as uncharacterized. Bases 1 to 330 code for a protein of 109 amino acids. The transcript has 2 exons. The record is from RefSeq and is a predicted model, not a curated record. NCBI's taxonomy places the organism in Eukaryota, Metazoa, Arthropoda, Insecta, Hymenoptera, Formicidae.